AUGUCUUUCUAUUUGUUUGCUGUGUAAUGGAACCCAGUGACUGAGAAAAAAGAACCUCUGUGUGAAAAUGAAUAAGAAAAAAAGACGGGGAAGGUCCAGGCGAUCAAACUUUCAAAUACAGAUGCCAUUUGUUUGUUGUUUAUUUUCACCUGUAACUCUUGCACCAGCCGGCGAAUACAGCGUUAAUAAUUGAGUUUUGGGGACAUACGACCAUGAUUAUUCAGAUAUCGAUGCUUUUAUUUUCUGGGUUGCCUUCUUUUGAAAAAUGCAGCCUUUCUUGACGCAGCUUAAAGUGACGCUGAAUUCCUUUGGGAAUUUUCACCGCCAAAAGUCACAAAUAAAAAUUGCGUGUCUUUUUUGCAUUCAUUUUUUGAUCAAAAAUUAAGUGAUGGCAAACAAAUUUGGUUGUGCCUUACCGUUCGCCGAACUUGCUGUGACAGCCACAGUGGCUCUCAUUACCGGUUACUUUUUGGGAAAACAGCUGCAUGGUUCUGAUGUCGAAUGUGAGAGUCCUGCACUCGAAAACGAUGACGAUCUGGACGAAUUGCCAACAGGCGCGAUCGACUGUAGCAAAUAUGAGGAUUACAAAAUGGUGCUAGUUGUACGUCAAGAUUUGGGCAUGACCAAGGGCAAGAUUGCGGCUCAGUGUGGUCAUGCUACCUUGGCAUGCUACAAAGCGGUCAAGAAGAAUAACCCAGAGAUGCUCAAACGCUGGGAACAGUCUGGUCAGGCCAAGGUCGCUUUGAAAGCCAGCAGUGAAGACCAAUUAUUGGAACUUCAAGCGAUUGCUCAAAGUCUCAAUUUGCCUGCUCAAAGCAUAUGCGAUGCGGGUCGAACUCAGAUCGCCGCUGGCUCGCGCACUGUGCUCGGCAUUGGUCCAGGGCCUGUGGAGCUUAUCAACGAGGUGACGGGUCAUUUGAAGCUGUUGUAGAACACAUAUUUUUUCAAUUCGCGCUAUUUAUUUCAUCUUUUUCAUGCAGUCCAAAAAUAAAGAAUAUCGGAUGAAGCAUUCUCG
Messenger RNA from Radiomyces spectabilis, 1015 nucleotides. Its product is annotated as peptidyl-tRNA hydrolase PTH2-domain-containing protein. Gene Ontology annotation, cellular component: cytosol; mitochondrion. Gene Ontology annotation, molecular function: peptidyl-tRNA hydrolase activity. The record is from RefSeq and is a predicted model, not a curated record. The transcript is spliced from 6 exons. Lineage: Eukaryota; Fungi; Mucoromycota; Mucoromycetes; Mucorales; Radiomycetaceae. Bases 389 to 931 code for a protein of 180 amino acids.